Messenger RNA from Sporothrix brasiliensis 5110, 870 nucleotides. RefSeq names its product beta-1,4-N-acetylglucosaminyltransferase. Gene Ontology annotation, cellular component: UDP-N-acetylglucosamine transferase complex. Lineage: Eukaryota; Fungi; Ascomycota; Sordariomycetes; Ophiostomatales; Ophiostomataceae. The coding region runs from base 1 to 870 and encodes 289 amino acids. Gene Ontology annotation, biological process: dolichol-linked oligosaccharide biosynthetic process. The transcript is spliced from 2 exons. The record is from RefSeq and is a predicted model, not a curated record.
AUGGGCGCUCUCGUCCAGGCUCUCUUCAUCGGCACUGUUUUGCUCACUGCCAUUCUGCUGCUGGCCACGGCACGGUACAUGGCCGUGGUGCGCAGCAAACGCUCGGCCAUGGGCAAGGCGUGGAAGGCCGCUUGCCAAGGCCCUGUGCCCGACGGCGUGCAGCUGCCAGGAACCUAUUUUCUGUAUGUCCUCGGCUCGGGCGGGCACACGGGAGAGCUCUGCGAGAUGAUAAAGCAGCAGUUCCGGCCGAACCCGCACUGCCACCGGCGCUAUAUUGUCACGUCGGGCGACCACCACUCAGUCAACGCCGUCAAGCGGCUCGAAGGCCAGAUCAGCCGGACGUUUCCCGUGGACGAGAACGGCGUCGCGCCGGGCGGCUCGUGGGACAUUGUGCACGUUGUCCGUGCACGUCGGGUGCAUCAGCCGCUGUACACGGCAUGGUUAUCGGCGCUGCAGAGCGCGCUGUCGAUUGUGCAGGCUCUGGUGCGGCCGCCAAACCAACAGCAGACGACAAACAAUUCAAAGAGCGCAAAGAACGCAAAGAACGCAAACGACGCCUUUGCAUACCCGAACCUGAUUGUUACCAACGGCCCCGGAACGGGUUUUAUUGUGUGCUUGGUUGCCGUUGUGCUCAAAAUGCUGUAUAUCGUCCCGACCAACCGCUGCAGCGUUCUGUUCAUCGAGACCUGGGCGCACGUCAGCACACUGAGCCUGACGGGCAAGCUGUUCCACUACAGCCGCCUUGCCGACCUGUUUGUGGUGCAGCACGAGCUAUUGGCGGCCAACACGGGCCAUCGCUUCAUUGGCGACGUCACCAAGUACGGCAACCUGCUCGGCAUCCGCAAGUCUCUGGGGCGCAAGGAGGCGUGA